AUGGUCUUGUUCGACGAAGACCCGGUAGACUUGAUGUCCGCAACGACGAGCAAAUUCCGCAUUGCACCAGACAAGGACAGCUUGAACCGCAUAUCAGAAUCACUGCACACACUGGCGAGCGCGCGACAAUCGCGAUUGGACCAACAGACCGACGUCUUGAGCAGCCUCAGUAGACGGCUAAACAACAUCAAGGGACAGUACGACUACGAAGAGGAGCGACACGAUGCAGGACGUCACGCAGCAGAGAUGCUCAAGAUGGACACCGAGAAGUUCAGGAUCGCGAAAGGCGUCAACGAUGCAGAGAUCGAGACAGAAAGACUAGGCGGGGAGCUUGCGGCGCUGAAACAGCAGUUGGAGACGCUCGAGAAAGAAGGCGUGGAGGGUGGUGCGAGAAGAUCUGUGCAGAAGCAAGAGGAUGCCAAUAUCCUCAAAUUGAGCUUUUACCGUUCUCUCGGAAUCGAGGUACAGCAAGACGCGAAGACCGGAGAAUACAACAGAGCCGUCAUUCACAACGCUGGCAAGGGAGAUGUCAAUGUGAUUGAUGUGGACAGCUCGCAGGCUCCAGGCCACUACACCAAGACUUUGUGGGAUAGCAUAUGA
Molecule: messenger RNA, 600 nt
Organism: Fulvia fulva
Lineage: Eukaryota; Fungi; Ascomycota; Dothideomycetes; Mycosphaerellales; Mycosphaerellaceae
Product: putative kinetochore protein spc24
Exons: 2
Coding region: 1-600 (199 amino acids)
Source: RefSeq, a predicted model, not a curated record